Molecule: messenger RNA, 756 nt
Organism: Nerophis lumbriciformis (worm pipefish)
Lineage: Eukaryota; Metazoa; Chordata; Actinopteri; Syngnathiformes; Syngnathidae
Source: RefSeq, a predicted model, not a curated record
AUGGACUCUUGGGUUCGAUUCAGCUCGCAAAGCCAAGCCAAGGAGAGGAUUAUACGGGCCGCUCAGUAUGCCUGCACACUGCUGGGCUACACUCUUUACAAAGGCGGAGCAGGUGCAGAACUUCUCAAAACUGUCAGUCAGCUGGAAGCGCACAUGAGUCUGGCAAGAAAAUUGCUACGUCUGGGAAACUCGGUGGAGGCCUUGGAGGCGGCCAAGAGGGCUAUCCACCUCUCUGACGGCAUACUUCGGCUCUGCCUCACCGUCAGCCACCUCAACAGAGCCAUGUACUUCGCCUGCGACAACGUCCUCUGGGCGGGGAAAACGGGUCUCCUAUCAAAAUUGGACCAGCACAAAUGGAGCCAGAGAUCUUUUAAGUACUACCUAUUUGCUCUGAUCCUCAACCUGACUCGCGAUGUGUACGAGCUGCGCCUACUCAUGGAACGCGAGGAGCGCCACCGAGCGGCCAAAUCCCCGCCAUCUCCCGACCUCGCCCCGACGCCCCCCGCCGCCGCUUCGGCGGUCCUGCCCUACCUGUUGGCGCGGCUCCACGGGCGGCUCCGGCUGUUGUCGGCGGUACUGCGCGACAACCCGCCGCUGUUGCUGGAUCUGCUGAAGAACACCUGCGACAUCUUCAUCCCGCUGGACCGCCUGGCCAUUUACCCCACCGGGACGGGCUUCGUCGGCGCCUGCGGACUGGCUUCCUCUUUGCUCUCCAUCCUCACUAUAGUCCAUCCUUGGCUGAAGCUCAAGCCGUGA